AGGCGGAUUACAAACUUGAAAAAAAAAAGGAUUGGGUUGCGCCAUACAUAUGAAAGAGUAUACAAUAAUGCUGUAUUUGGUGAAUCAAAUACCAUGGUCUAAUAACGAACCAUUCUGAUUAGUUGAUAAUAUUAGUUGAGAAUUUUUUUGUUUGAAGGGAUUCCUAUAAAAGGUUUCAUUAACUCCUAAUUCAUGUCGAGUAGACCUUGUUGUUGCGAGAAUUCUUAAUUCAUGAGUUGUAGGGAGGGACUUAUGUCACCACAAACAGAGACUAAAGCAAGUGUUGGAUUCAAAGCUGGUGUUAAAGAUUCUAAAUUGACUUAUUCGACUCCUGAAUAUGAAACCAAAGAUACUGAUAUCUUGGCAGCAUUCCGAGUAACUCCUCAACGAGUUCCACCCGAGGAAGCAGGGGCCGCUGUAGCUGCUGAAUCUUCUACUGGUACAUGGACAACUGUGUGGACCGAUGGGCUUACCAGUCUUGAUCGUUACAAAGGACGAUGCUAUGAAUCGAUCGAGCCUGUUCCUGGAGAAGAAAAUCAAUUUAUUGCUUAUGUAGCUUAUCCCCUAGACCUUUUUGAAGAAGGUUCUGUUACUAACAUGUUGACUUCCAUUGUGGGUAAUUUAUUUGGAUUCAAGGCUCUGCGUGCUCUACGUCUGGAGGAUUUGCGAAUCCCUACUGCUUAUGUUAAAACUUUCCACGGCCCGCCUCAUGGUAUCCAGGUUGAAAGAGAUAAAUUGAACAAGUAUGGUCGCCCUCUAUUGGGAUGUACUAUUAAACCAAAAUUGGGAUUCGCUAAGAAUUAUGGUAGAGCAGUUUAUGAAUGUCUACGCGGUGGACUUGAUUUUACCAAAGAUGAUGAAAACGUGAAUUCCCAACCAUUUAUGCGUUGGAGAGACCGUUUCCUAUUUUGUGCGAAAGCCUUUUAUAAAUCACAGGCUGAAGGUGAAAUCAAGGGACAUUACUUGAAUGCUACUGCAGGUACAUGCGAAGAAAUGGAGAUGAAAAGGGCUGUAUUUGCCAGAGAAUUGGGAGUUCCUAUCGUAAUGCAUGACUACUUAACAGGUGGAUUCACUGCAAAUACUAGCUUGGCUCAUUAUUGCCGAGAUAAUGGUCUACUUCUUCACAUUCACCGUGCAAUGCAUGCCGUUAUUGAUAGACAGAAGAAUCAUGGUAUGCACUUCCGUGUACUAGCUAAAGCGUUACGUAUGUCUGGUGGAGACCAUAUUCACGCUGGUACCGUAGUAGGUAAACGUCGAAGGGGAAAGAGACAUCACUUUAGCUUUGUUGAUUUACUACGUGAUGAUUUUAUUGAAAAAGACCGAAGCCGCGGUAUUUAUUUCACUCAAGAUUGGGUCUCUUUACCAGGUGUUCUGCAUGGCUUCCGGUGGUAUCACGUUUGGCAUAUGCCCUGCUCUAACGAGAUUUUUGGAGAUGAUUCUGUACUACAAUUCGGCGGAGGAACUUUGGGGCACCCUUGGGUGUGCAUGCUACCCACAUAGCUUAACAUUAGGUCUUCUACGAGAGAAAAAAAGCAUGUAGAAGUUGCCUUACUCACUUAGGGCGGGGUAAUUGCCGGAAUCGUCUCAGAACACCAAUCAUUAGAAGUGGACAUCCCUUGUCGAUCUCUUCACGAAGGAUUGGAAACUAAGCUCUCCAUAGAAAGCUGUACGAGAAGAGUUAUCAACCGAAAUGGGCCAACCAACAUCCUCCACGGAAGACCAUCGGAAAGAGUGAAGUCAAGCUAUCUCUUACCCUCUUUACCUAUUGUAAUCCGAACGUACAUGGUUUACAUCAUCCCGGGUUUCCUGUUCUAGUAGCCCUCUCUUCAUUCGUAACAUAACCCCAUGCAUGGAUUUUCGAAGCACUCCACCACGAAUAAGACCUAAUCUUUUUUCUUACUUGCCUUUUCGAUCAUGAUGUGAAAGUGAAACUCGCCCUGUGGUCUUCAUUUUAUAAGGAACUCUCUCAAUCACAACUCAAGCAGUGAACAGAAUUCCAGGCCUCAUCAUCAUCCUUUAUAUGUGAAGAGAU
Messenger RNA from Benincasa hispida (wax gourd), 2032 nucleotides. The record is from RefSeq and is a predicted model, not a curated record. Lineage: Eukaryota; Viridiplantae; Streptophyta; Magnoliopsida; Cucurbitales; Cucurbitaceae.